GAAAAUUUGAAUCCAAUUUGUCACUGAAAAAUCAGCUCCAAAUAAACAAACCAAGCGCAACAUAAAAAUAUAUAAACAAAUAAAUUAACAGUCAAAUCAUAAUAAAUUUUGGUAACCAUAGUAACCCACAACAACAAAAUCUACCGAGGAAUAUGAACACAAGCAAACAAAAUUUAAUAUUGGACUAGUAAGUUAAUAAAUUUAUGUCAAAUCAGGCAAAAGAACAACAAAUUGGCAGCAGGAAUUCAAUAGUUUUGUUGAAUUAGUAAUUAAAUUAUAGCUAAAAUUAACGAAAAAUAUAGUUUUCAAUAAUUAAACUAUAUUAAUUUAAAUAAAUCUAUUUCAAUACGUGUAUUUAAAGUAUUUUAUUGUGUGUUUUCAUUUAUUUUUUCGCCAAAUUACUUUAUUAAACUACUACUUGUCCAAAACACCCAAUGGAGACAUUAUUGCAAAACUUGCAAGAACAACAAAUACAGUUGCAGCAACGACAUUUUUACAUAGAUGACCUGGCAAAUAUGGAAAAUAUAAAUGAUGGAGCACCACCUCUACCACCGCCGCGCAAAUAUGUAUCAAUUUUCCACAUUAAUGGUGAACCCAUAUUACCGCCAUUGAUGACCACCGAAAAACGGCGGCAAAUGCUAAAACUUAAAGAAAAAGCCUUAAAAAUUGAACAACGCUUAAAAGAACGUAAACAACGAGUUUAUUGUGAAAAUGAUUUAAUUAAUGAAGACAUAAAAAGUGAAACUUCCCGCUCUUCGCUACACAAUACAGGUGGUAAUACUUCUCAACGUUCGCAAGAUUACUACGAAAGUAAACUUAAAGAAGCAGAAGAAUCCAUGAUUUUACUACAAAAUAUAAUCAGAAGACAACAUGGAGGUGUUGAAGAAAAGUCUACAGAAACUGUAAAUACUGAUUGUAAUAAUGCAUUGCAUUCUGACAGGGAUGAAAAUCAAGAAAAGUUACAGAAAUUACGUAAAUCUGAAAUAUUAAUCUAUGAUAAUUCCACAAAUGUGGUAAUACAGUUACCUGCCGAAAAGGAUAGACAGUUGUUUCAAGAUCAUCAAAGACAGUUGGUAGAAAUGGAAUGUAAAGCGAAUUUAAACUAUGUGCCAGCUAAAAAGCCCAGUCAUUUGCUGUUAGCGGGAGUAAAUAGUAAAGGGCUAACAGCAAUUCCUUCAAUAUGUCUAAAUCCUCCCACCCCCUUAACGGUAAAUAAAAAUAUAUGUGAGACUCUAAGCGCUGCAGAAUGUGGCGUUUCAUUGAAUCGAACAGAUAAACAAAAUAAUUCUUUUGAUUUUGUGGAAGAUCUUAGUUCAGAUGAUAGUAUGAUAACACAAUCAGAUAAAAGACCUGUUAGAAGAUUAAGCAAACAUAACGCUAAGUCCGAGAGAAACCCCUUAACUCCGGUAAAAAAUGUAUCUGCUAAAAUUCAACAAUUUGAGGCCAUUAGCAGCGAUACUAAUACACCACAAACAAGCCCAGAGAAACUGUUUAAAACAAGAAAAUCUUGUUUGGGAACCGCUACGGGUAGUAUGAGUCGUUCAGCUACUAGCCCUUCCAUAAAACUGCCUACCAGCAAUCGCUCAUCUUCAUCCAGAUCACAAAGUUUAGCUCAAGAUUCAGAUAAUUCACCAGAAAAUACCUUAGUACGUUCAUCAUCGUUUACCUUAGAGGGACCUUCAAAAGCUCUCAUAGAUCAUAUGCAACAACAGAAAGCUAUCAGUAAUAGCAAAACACAUGCUAAAUCUCCUUUAAAUACAACACGAACUGUAGCUAGGAAGCCAAUAUCUUCUCCAUUGAGAGCCCACCGGGAUACGGUCGAAUCGAAAGCCAAGAAAGUGCAAAAAGUGGAACUCAAGUCAUCCAAACUAAAGACUCAACAAAAAGUCUCACAAAGUAAAUUGGCCCAGGCUGCUGUAGCCUCAAUUUCUCCCUAUACUACCACCGCCCUAACCCAGUAUACAAAUAACUUGAGUAAAACUAAAAGAUCACCCUAUGAUAUCUCAAAAACUUCUCAUAAUUCCCUUCAAACUCUGCAGAAAACCUCCACCACCCCAAUGCGUAAAUCAAAUUCCACAUCAUCAAAUUUGGUUCAAAAUAAAACUUCAAAAUCUAGAGUAUCAUCUUCAACCACUAUACAAACACCCACAUCCACAACACUUAAUGCGGCUGGAACUCCCAAAAGCGGCAAAGAAUCAUUUACCCAAAUGGACCAGACACAGAAAGAGAAAUUUAUGCAUUUAUUGGCACAACAGCAAGAUGAACAUCGAAAACUUCAGCAGUCAUUUGAAAUGCAACAGAAACUGUUGAUUGAACAACUUAAUCGAGAAAUGGCCGCAACACAAUUGAAAUCACCCACAAAUUCUUAUAAUUCCUCAACAACAAACUCUACGUUGAAUUCUAAAAGACAAGAUCAUAAACCACUGACAGCCCAGUUACAAAAUCAAUUAAAUCUAACAGGGUUUUCCAGCGAAAACUCUCAAAAAAAACCAACAACUCCUUCAUACGAGUUUAAACAACAUAAGUCUCAUAGUAACCAACAACAGCCAUCUCCCUCUACAAUCAGUAAUAAUAGUUCAUAUAUUUCCAUGACAAAAAAUCACUCUGUAACAGCUAAUUCCCAACAAUCAUUGUAUGGCUCGCAUCAUACUCCGACGUCGCAACCCAUUCCACUCAACAACUCCCUUUUAUCUUCAAUUGAUCAUUCAAAUGCUAAUACUUCUUUGGAUAUUUCCACGCUCUCAACUCAAACUUCACCCGAAACUCUUUGUGCUACACCGACAACACAAAAUAAUGCUGGCAAUAAAAUAACAACAUCAACAUCUCGUCGCAGACUAUUUACCACGGAAAUAACUGAUGUAGGCGGUGAGAGCAAUAACCUAAGUUCUCGUUCAACCGGCAGCUCAACAUAUUCAUCAGGACAUCCUUUGGGGAAUCACAGGCAACAACCUCAGUUAUUUAAUCAAUCAAAUAGAAGUCCAAAGUCCGUUUUAGUCAACAAUAACAGUAAUAAACGUCCUCCAAUAGAUAAUUCUUUACAUUUGCAUGCUGCUGCCACCAAAAUAAAUGCAUGUGCCCGAGGUUUUCUUAUACGUCGUCUAUUCCAAACCGAACAAAUUCAACGUAUUGUUCAAACAAUACGUGAUACCUUGAUAUUUGUUUUAAAUUUACACAUAGAUACUAUGGAGAAUCCUGAAGAAUCAGAAACCCCAGCAAAUAUUAAACUAAAAGCCAGACUUUUAAAACAGUUAUCUUCAGCCUCCCGUACUCUUCACUUGGUUUUCUUUCAAACUUCCAUAAAGGAACGAAUGGAAAUUAUUGCUAGAGAUCGUAAACGUAUUAAAACUAAACUGCUGCCCAUGAAUCGCAGAUUUUAAUUUAUGAACAUUUAUUAAUAUACCAAGAACUCCAAGAGUUGCAGGUUAAGGAAAAACAAAAAAGAAACAUAAUCAGCAACAUAACAAUUUAUUUGAACUAAAAACAACCAAAACGAACAGCAUCUCAAAUUAAA
Molecule: messenger RNA, 3511 nt
Organism: Calliphora vicina (urban bluebottle blowfly)
Lineage: Eukaryota; Metazoa; Arthropoda; Insecta; Diptera; Calliphoridae
Product: serine-rich adhesin for platelets-like
Exons: 5
Coding region: 435-3377 (980 amino acids)
Biological process (GO): centrosome duplication; centriole replication; negative regulation of centriole elongation
Cellular component (GO): centriole
Molecular function (GO): protein binding
Source: RefSeq, a predicted model, not a curated record